Messenger RNA from Mercurialis annua (annual mercury), 2638 nucleotides. Its product is annotated as E3 ubiquitin-protein ligase SINA-like 10. The record is from RefSeq and is a predicted model, not a curated record. The coding region runs from base 1720 to 2466 and encodes 248 amino acids. The transcript is spliced from 5 exons. Gene Ontology annotation, molecular function: zinc ion binding. Lineage: Eukaryota; Viridiplantae; Streptophyta; Magnoliopsida; Malpighiales; Euphorbiaceae.
UAAUCAUGGACGGUCCUCGACCUUUGCACUAAGCUUCCCUAAACCCCCUCACCUUUCAAAAGCUUCACUAAACCCCCUGACCUUUAUGGCGGCGCCAUUCACGGCCCUUCUGAAAAAAAAAACACAAAAUCGCGGCGCCGCCAACGAUUUAAUCGUUUGCAUGCGUUUUCCUCGCCACCUGUCGACCCACGUGACCUGUCCUCUGUCAGUUGCAACAGUCCCUCUCUCUGACAUGCCGGUUGACUUUUCAAAUUUUAAAAUCAAAAAAAAAAUUAACCGCUCGGUAACUUUUAUCUCUCUUUCAUCUUCUUUCUGACAUACUCUUUCAUCCUUCUCUUCUCUUCCCUUUUUUCUUCUGAAACUCAUUCUCUUCCCUUUUUUCUUCUGAAACUCUCAUUUUCACACCGCCAUUGUCUCGUCGAUUGCCUGUUCAUCUUCCGUGCUUUCUGUGUUUUUGCAUUGUGAAGAAGAAAAAAUAACGAAGGAACAAAACAUAAAUUUAGAGUUUUUAUAGUGAAAGAAUUACAAAAAUGAGAAAGAAAGGAAAAGGAAAAUCAAAGGAAAGAGAACGAACGGGACCACCUGGAACUGCUGGAUGGGGUUUAAUGGAUGAGAGCGAUAGUGACGAAGUGGUGGAAGCCUUCCCAUAGAUCUCCACUCCCAAGACACAACGACAAUGGAAGGACAAGCUAAACAAGUUGUGUGCGACUGUGGAAUUCCAUGCCGUAUGCAGAUUUCCUCCACCGAACGAAAUCCAGGACGGAGAUUUUACGGCUGUUCGAAGAGAAAUAAUCAAUGCGAUUUUUUUGCGUGGGUGGAUAACGACAUGGCCUAUCAGAUGACGAUGGUCAGGAAUUUGAAAAGUGAGGUUAAUGGCAUGACUGAAGAACGCAACAAAGCUCUACUGGAACUAGUUCAUGCCCAUACUCAGGUGGCGGCUAAAACUGACGAACUGGAGCAACUUAAUGAGGCCUUCGAGGGAUUGAAGGAGUCCAUUGAGAUGUACCACGAAGAAAAUGUGCUUAUGAUCCAGGAUAGUGGUCUGCAACUUAUGGAGAUAAACACUCUGAAGAAACACGUCAAGCUGAUGGAAGUCAAGUGCUCAGACAUGGAGAGGAAAAACAAGAUCAUGAGGCUUGGUUUUUUUGUGGCAUUUACAAUUGCCGGUUGCAGUUUAUCCGUUGCUUGUUUGAAGAAAAAAUGAUGCAUUUUCUAUUAAGUGACAAUGGCUUGUGUUUGUGCAGUGUUGUUAGUAAACUGCGUUCCAAUAAUUUUUUGUAUUAUCUUAAACUCAUUUAAUUUGCUUGUUGGGAAAACUUUGUGUGAUUCAAAAAUUUAAAUUACAGUACUGUCGUUGAUUACAUAAUUUAAGUGCAGGUGCUGUCUUUCAUAAUUAAAUAUAAGUUCAGGUGCUGUCUUUCAUAAUUGGUCGAAAUGUCAAGGGCUAUAUUAGACUUCACAGAGAAAUAAACCGCCAAAAAAAUGAAAACUUAAUGGCAAAGAUUAGCAAUGGGUUUUCCAAGAAACCCUUUCAUUACACCCGUUCCAUCAGUUGUAUUGUUCCAAUGCAGCCUCUUCGUUAACCACAACCACUAACACAAAGGGCAUGUAAAGAAAUUGAAGAGUCAUGAUGGUAACUUAUUUAAAUAGGCAACCACAGCAACUGAUUCAACCAUUUCAGAUUACACAAAUUGUUCUUAUUCUCAGAAAAACCAGAAGAUGUCCGAUAAUAUUGUUGUGUCUUCACUUAAUAUGGAACUCAUGGAUUGCCCAAUAUGCUGUGAACCCUUAACAACUCCAAUUAUUCAGUGUGAAAAUGGGCAUGCAACAUGCAACUCAUGCUCGGAGAAGACUCAGAAGUGCCAUUCUUGCACCCUGCCUAUCAGAAGAAUGAGGAACCGGAUUCUUGAAGAUGUUGCUGACUCUUUGAGAGUUUGUUGCUCGUUCAAGAAUUAUGGAUGCCCAGCAACUGUGAGGUACCCCGAAAAGAGCAACCACGAAAAGUUCUGUUCUUUCAUAGAGUGCUCAUGCCCCAUUGAAGUUUGCAAUGUUAAGGGAACCUCUGAAAUGAUUUAUGCUCACUGUAAAGUGAUGCAUAAAGAUUUUGUGAAGCCGUUUGUUUUUUGUCGUAAAUUCCCUGUUUCUGUUCGGCUGAAUGAUAAUUUCUUUAUUCUCCAAGAGGAAAACACAGACAUUGUGUUUGUUCUGAACAACACAACGUGUUCUUAUGGGAAUAUUCUUACAAUCUGUUGUCUUGCACCGUCACAAGCUGGAUGCUGCCCCUAUGAAAUUGAAGUGAAUGCCAACUCAAGUCACAAGUUUCACAGUACUACCCAGAACAUUCAAGGCACCGGCAAUUACUAUCGUUCUUUUUCAGGGUUCCUUCUUGAUAGUGACCACGAAUUUUUUGCUGACGGUAUGAUCAAGAUGGAGUUUUGUGUUUAUCGCGCACCGGAGCUUGCUUAAGAGGAUGACCUGUUUAUGUAGUCUUGUUUAUGUAUUUUUUGGUUAAUUUUGGUGAAGAUGGAUAUUUUUGUUCUUGUUUUUGUUCUUGUUCAGGGUUAAUUUUGGUGAAGAUGGAUGUUAAUGUAAUUUUUUUCUAAACGUUCUGAAAUGUUUGAAUAUUUAAUGAAGUCAA